This is a messenger RNA of Lathyrus sativus (Indian pea), 939 nucleotides long. NCBI's taxonomy places the organism in Eukaryota, Viridiplantae, Streptophyta, Magnoliopsida, Fabales, Fabaceae. The record is from the annotation of a GenBank genome assembly.
AUGGGUCGCCUUAUUUUCUUUCUCAUAAUUCUAACCUUCUUUACAUUAUCUUUCCUCUCAGAGGUACAGUCGACAUCGUUCAAGAUUGUAAACAAGUGUCGUCACACAAUAUGGCCGGGAUUACUCUCAGGCGCCACCUCGCCGCCGCUUCCCACCACCGGAUUCGCUCUUAAGAGUGGAGAGUCAAGGACUGUUAAAAUCCCGAAAGCUUGGUCGGGUCGGUUAUGGGCACGGACUCUCUGCGGCCAUGGCUCCGACGGGAAAUUCUCGUGUGUCACCGCUGACUGUGGUUCUGGUAAAGUAGAGUGCGCUGGCGGUGGGGCUAAACCUCCGGCAUCAUUGGCGGAGUUCACCUUGAACGGAGCCGACGGGUUGGAUUUCUACGACGUGAGUUUGGUCGACGGUUAUAAUCUUCCGAUGCUGAUCGUGGCUAAAGGAGGGACUAAGGGAGGAUGCAGCCCUACUGGUUGUCUUGUUGAUCUUAACGGAGGUUGCCCCGCGGAUCUUAAGGUGGCGCGUGGUGAUGGAAGUGGUGAUAACGUUGCGUGUAGAAGCGCGUGUGAAGCUUUUGCGGACCCUCGUUAUUGUUGUAGUGAGGCGUACUCCACGCCUGACACGUGUGCUCCUUCGGAAUACUCGCAGUUUUUUAAGCAUGCAUGCCCACGCUCAUAUAGCUACGCGUAUGAUGAUAAGACUAGCACAUUCACGUGUGCCUCCGCUAACUAUUUGAUCAUUUUUUGCCCCUUACCUUAUACAAGCCAAAAAGUGUUGGGAGCACGGCAAGACGGGGCGCAGCUUCCUCUUGUAAACAAAACUAUGAUGUAUUUAAAAAGGCAACAUUCUGGUGGUUCUUCGUCAACAGGUCUAAUCCAAACGCAGAUUAUAGCUUAUGUUGCAUCUAUCACUCUGGCAUUUUUUCUGUCAUGCUCUCAUAAUUAA